UCUCGGUAAUAUCGUGUGAUGGGCGGCGGUCGGUAGCGAAGUCACUGUCCCGCCGCGGCCCGGUCCGGUGGGCUGCCACCGGGAGAGCCGGGUCAGCCUCCGCCCAUGCGGAUGUGAGACAAUAGGGCUGGGGCAGAGGGUGAGCUCCCCGCCGGCACGGAGGGCAAGAAGGCAGCAGUUAACCCUCCAUCGUCCGAAGCCCCGCAGCCGUUACCGGGGUCUCUCCUGCUCUGUGCAGCCGGGAAACCUGUCCAUUAUUGAGUGCCUGAUGUCCCCCACCUCCGGGCAGGGGGCGGAAGGGAGGAUGGACCUGCCCAGUGACCCCCACUUCUGAACGAAGGGCGAGAGCCGAUUGUGGAGUUCAGGUGGGAUUAAUCGUUCCAAUCAGACAUGGUGAAGCCUGGAUGCAAUUUCUCUGAGAAACAGCAGGGUACAGACAAUGGGUUUGAUAACAUCCCUUUGAUAACUCCACUUGAUGUAAAUCAACUUCAACAGCCACUCCCUGAGAAGGUGGUAGUGAAGACCAGGACUGAGUAUCAGAUCCAGCAGAAGAAGAAGAGGAACCUGCACAUCCCGGGGAUUAAGAAGCUGAACAUUAAUCUUUAUGAUGAAGUCUCUGAGAAAGUCAAGCUCACAGGAUUGAUCAUCAUCACCAUGGCAUUCCUCGCCUGCCUCUUGAUGCUCGUCAUGUACAAGGCAUUCUGGUACGAUCAGUUAAGCUGCCCCGAAGGUUUCGUAUUUAAGCAUAAACACUGUACCCCUGCUGCUCUGGAGAUGUAUUACUCUGAGCAAGAGGCAGGUCCCCGCGGAAACCUCUACACGGCCAUUAGCCACUUAAGUCAGGCUAAGAGAACCAUUCCCGAUCUCUCAUCACCAUGGCUACCGGGCAUUCCUGCCUUGAAAGGAGCAGCAUCGUCAAACGAGGAGCCUAACAAACCUCAGCAAUAGAAGAUUCAAGAAGAAAAAUAAAUUCAUCUCAUUGGUUAUUGAAAUACUCAAGCAUUAUAUAAAUGUCCUGACCAGGACAAGUCUUUCUCUUAGGGGUGUGUGCGCGCGCGCGUGUGUGUGUACAUAUUCAUAUGUGAGGGCCUAUCUCUGCGACUGUACAAUAGAGAUGUAAACACACGUGCAUAGUGUGUGUGGUAAUUUGUUCUGUUUGUGCAAUAAUGUGUGUAUGAAAGAGAGCUCAUCUAUGUCUAAGAUUGUGUGUGUAUACGUGUGUGAGAGUGUAUGUUUGUGUAGGUAUGAGUGUGAGAGAGAAAGGGAGGGUAUUUGUGUAUCUAUGUGUAUUUUUGUUGACUUGGGUCUAUGUGUGAGAGAGAGAGAGAGAGAUAUGGGAGACAACCACAAUCAAAUCGCAUUAUAUAAUCAAAUUUAGUUGGUUUGUCCAAGCUGCUGUUGUGGUUAAAGUGAAGGUUAAUUUGUUCAUACCUGACCAAUCAAAUCCAACUCUCAGUAGGUAACAAAACAAAAGGGCAGUACUGUUAAACCAUUUUCUUGUAAAUUGGCUUCAGGGACCAGGUCUGAAAAAGGCCCGUGAAACUGAGCACAUUUCCCCCAUUGUGGCUAUGCUAGCUGUUUCUAACACUCUAACAUAUCUGUGUAAUGAUUGUUUGACCUGACUAAUUUCCAAUGCUCUUUGGUUACUUCCCCCUAAGUCCCAGCUUUAUUAUUGUACGGCAAAACUCAAUGGCCAAAGGUUUGUUCUCCCUUUGGAGCCCACUGUCAAAGAAUGAGCCAGUGUCUGAAAUAAACAUCCAGAGGUUGAAAGAGAAUCAUCCAAUGAUUCAUAGAUGAGCCCCAAAUAAAAAGCUUUCAGUCAACCAGCCAGAUCCCUGGUGGCCUUGCCCUAGUAAUUGAGCUAAGCACAGACAGUACGGCUGCAAGGUGAGAGAGAAUGAGCUGAGGCAGCAUCUGUGGAACGGGAUACAGAGCCGACGUUUUGUGUCGUGAUCCUUCAUUAGUCCUGAGAUGUCAAGACUUAAUCUUAAGAUAAAGAGUUACCUCUUUUGUAAGCAAACUAAACAACACACACAAAAUGCUGGAGAAACUCAGCAGGUCAGGCAGCAUCUAUGGAAAGGAAUUAACAGUCAAUAUUUUGGGCUGAGACCCUUCAUCAGGAUUGGAAAGGAAGCAUCUAUGGAAAUGAAUAAACAGUCGACGUUUCAGACCAAGCCCUUCAUCAGGGAUGAUGAAAGGUCUUGGCCCAAAAUGUGGACUGUUUAUUCCUCUCCAUUGAUGCUGCUGAGUUCCUCCUGAAUUUUUUCAUGUUGCUCUGGACUUGUCUUUAUUACCCUAUUCCUUCAUUGAAAUAAUUGAUGUUAUUUGUUUUAUUUUCUCUUCUAGUUUUCCCACUGAAUGAGCUAAUGUCCCUUGGUAAAUGGUCUGUGGUUUGUGGCUGGAUCACCACAUAGGGAUUAACAUUUUGGCCCAAAGUCAGAAUCCCAGUGAGUUACUAACCGUGCCUUUGUUAUGUCAGCCAAUCAGCAGCAAUUAAAGAUAUUGAUUUGCAGUAAUAACGGGAUUUAAUUUGUUAUUUACCAUUUAAAAGCAAUUUUGUUCUUCAUUAAUUUCAAGUUCCAUUUCCUUGAGUCUCAGCAGGAACUAGGACCUGACAUCAUUUAGAAACAUAGAAACAUAGAAAAUAGGUGCAGGAGUAGGCCAUUCCGCCCUUCGAGCCUCACCGCCAUUCAGUAUGAUCAUGGCUGAUCAUCCAACUCAGAACCCUGUACCUGCUUUCUCUCCAUACCCCCGACCCCUUUAGCCACAAGGGCCAUAUCUAACUUCCUCUUAAAUAUAGCCAAUGAACCGGCCUCAACUGUUUCCUGUGGCAGAGAAUUCCACAGAUUCACCACUCUCUGUGUGAAGAAGUUUUUCCUCAUCUCGGUCCUAAAAGGCUUCCCCUUUAUCCUUAAACAGUGACCCCUCGUUCUGGACUUCCCCAACAUCGGAAACAAUCUUCCUGCAUCUAGCCUGUCCAAUCCCUUUAGAAUUUUAUACGUUUCAAUAAGAUCCCCCCUCAAUCUUUUAAAUUCCAGUGAGUAUAAGCCUAAUCGAUCCAGUCUUUAUUCAUAUGAAAGUCCUGCCAUCCCAGGAAUCAAUCUGGUGAACCUUCUUUGUACUUCCUCUAUGGCAAGAAUGUCUUUCCUCAGAUUAGGGGACAAAAACUGCACACAAUAUUCUAGGUGUGGUCUCACCAAGGCCUUGUACAACUGCAGUAGAACCUCCCUGCUCCUGUACUCAAAUCCUUUUGCUAUGAAUGCCAACAUACCAUUUGUCUUUUUCACCGCCUGCUGUACCUGCAUGCCCACCUUCAAUGACUGGUUUACAAUGAUACCCAGAUCUCGUUGCAUCUCCCCUUUUCCUAAUCGGCCACCGUUCAGAUAAUAAUCUGUUUUCCUGUUCUUUCAACCAAAGUAGAUAACCUCACAUUUAUCCACAUUAAAUUGCAUCUGCCAUGAAUUUGCCCACUCACCUAACCUAUCCAAGUCACCCUGCAUCCUCUUAGCAUCCUCCUCACAGCUAACACUGCCGCCCAGCUUCGUGUCAUCCGCAAACUUGGAGAUGCUGCAUUUAAUUCCCUCGUCUAAAUCAUUAAUAUAUAUUUUAAACAACUGGGGUCCCAGCACCAAGCCUUGCGGUACCCCACUAGUCACUGCCUGCCAUUCUGAAAAGGGCCCGUUUACUCCCACUCUUUGCUUCCUGCCUGCCAACCAAUUCUCUAUCCACAUCAAUACCAUACCCCCAAUACCGUGUGCUUUAAGUUUGCACACUAAUCUCCUGUGUGGGACCUUUUGUCAAAAAGCCUUGAAAAUCUAAAUACACCACAUCCACUGGCUCUCCCCUAUCCACUCUACUAGUUACAUCUUCAAAAAAUUCUAUAAGAUUCAUCAGACAUGAUCUUCCUUUCACAAAUCCAUGCUGACUUUGUCCGAUGAUUUCAUCUCUUUCCAAGUGUGCUGUUAUCACAAAUGUUAUCACAUUUAGAUAAUUUGAUAAUUCUUCUCUUCCAAAUUCCUUGCCUUUAAAUUGGAAUCUGUUGGGAGUGAGGAAUGAUGGAGGAAGUUUGGGUUUCUGAACACCUUCAAGAUCAGAAGACCUGCACACAGUGGAAAUGGGAAAUAAAAUCAAGCUUCAGAAAGGUGGCAGGUCAACAGUGUCUGUGGAGAAGGGAACAGAUAUUACUCUCAAGGAUGCCUGUUCUCAAUACCAGGAAAGGGAAUGAACACAGGUUAAUUUUACAUUGCAGAGAUUGGGGAGAGAUGAGUGGGUCAAUCAGACUUGCUCUGGUCAGGGAGCUCAUGGUUGUGGGGAUCAGGCAUCUGGUUGAUAAAGUCAAUGAGGUUGUUUGGGGGUUAGAAACAACAAGUGAACACACAAAAGUUGUGAAGUGCACAUUUGGGCUGUGGGACACACUCCUGUCCUUAAUCCACAGACAUGGCCUACAAUGUUGAGUGUUUCUGUAUUUUCUUUAAUUCCCUGUGAAUCUGGUCACUGUUAUUGCCUUCCAUGUGUAUGUGGAAAUUGAAGGGAUGUAUUCCUCAUUCUUGGCUGGAGCAUCUGUGUUACCUGCCUGUAUGUUUCUACAGAGACAGCGAAGUCCACGACAUGACCACUUCUAUUCCAUGGCUUUGCAUUCUUCCUUCAAUGUUUCCACUGCAUAGCUUUCAGUAAUGGCCUCUCUUGAGCCAUACCUAGGGUGAGUACAGAUAUCCUGGACCUCAAUAGGCAUCAGCUGUGCUAACUUUCACACAAAUGAGUAGGCAUUCCACCUUUCAGAUGUUGUACAGGUGAGCUGGUGAAUUCUUUUGUAGAUGGUUGAUAUGGUCCAUGUGAACAUGUCUACAAUGGAUAACUGUUCUCACAGUAGAUUCAUGAAGGCUAUAUACAAUGGAGUUAAUUCCAUCAUGUGGAAAUCUCCCGAAGAACAGUGCCUCUGCUACAAAAGAGAAAAGUAAAGGACAUUGUUGUGUACAGCAGGUUUAGGAAAAGAGGUGAAAGUAAGGUACCAUCCAAAGAAACACAAUUAUAUGCUAUAGCAUAGAGAGACAUCCCUGACCCUGAUUAUAGCCUUCACAUUCCCAAGUAAUUAGAUUCAAUGAAGUUGGGUCAAUCGACCACAUCACUUGGAACUGCACUGAGCAUAGAUUCUUGAAUUCAACACCAGUUCUUGCAAGGGUGUGCAUGUUGGAAUCUCCCAGCACUGCACUCUGCCUAGUCUUUUAAAGCUGACUUUCCAUGGGUCCACUGACAUGGACAGUACCGGCUGGGUGGUGUUGGGGAUCACCAAAGACCAGCAGACUGCAUUGUGUUGGUAGCUUAGAAAACAGAACCCCAUACCUCUCCAUCCCUCCAGCAGCUGCUUUGCAGAUACAACAUAGAACAGUACAGGCCUUUCAACCCACAGUAUUGUGCCAUUCUUUUAAUCUCCUCUAAGACCAAUCUAACCCUUCCCUCCCACAUAGAAACAUAGAAAACCUUCAGCACAAUACAGGCCCUUAGGCCCACAAAGCUGUGCCAAACAUAAACUUACUUUAGAAAUUUCCUAGGGUUACCCAUAGCCCUCUAUUUUUCUAAGCUCCAUGUAACUAUCCAGGAUUCUCUUAAAAGACCCUAUCGUAUCCACCUCCACCACCAUCACCGGCAGCCCAUUCAACGCACUCACCACUCUCUGCGCAAAUGACUUACCCCUGACAUAGCUCUCCAUUUUUCUAUCAUCUGUGUGCCUAUUUAAGAGUUCCCUAAAUGUCCCUAAUGUAUCUGCCUCUUCCAGCACACCUGACCCACAUACCCACCAUGUGUGUGUAAAAUAAAUAAAUAAAUAAAUAAAUAAAUAAAUUACCUCUGACAUCCCCAUAAACUUUCCUCCAAUCACCUUAAAGUAUGCUCUCUCCUAUUAGCCAUUUCUGCCCCGGGUAAAUGUCUGUGACUGUUAACUAUCUAUGUCUCUUAUCAUCCUGUACGCCUCUGUCACAUCACAUCUCAAGACAGGCUGGGGAUUAAACCUGGACAGAUUUAAGGAGCAUGCAGUCUGGAGAAAUGGCCAGGGCCGCAUCAUGACAUGAACAUCAGGUCGAGCUGCUGUGGAACGGAAACAUUUCAGUCUCUCUGUAGACUUCACUUGCAAGGAGCCAUACAAGAACCGACAGGAUUUUAAUUAAGUUGCCUUGGUUUGUCUAAAACUCUAAUGAGGUUUUGCUUCUAAUCAGUAUAAUGAAUGUUGUAAUACUGUUGUGGUACCUCUAUCAGCAUUUGUUCUUAGUACCAGCAAUGUUCACAGUGUGACACUGUUAAUUUAGCAACACUUUGUAUGUAUUUAUAGAUCUUGUGACUUUCACAUUGCUGCCAGCACAUUGGAGUGUUUAAAGUGCCAAAUGGAGAUAGUGAUUACCUGCUUUGAAACCAGUAAAAUAAAUCGACAGUUUUCUCUUCA
This is a messenger RNA of Hypanus sabinus (Atlantic stingray), 6433 nucleotides long. RefSeq names its product calcyon neuron-specific vesicular protein (gene caly). The record is from RefSeq and is a predicted model, not a curated record. Gene Ontology annotation, biological process: clathrin coat assembly; G protein-coupled dopamine receptor signaling pathway; endosomal transport. Lineage: Eukaryota; Metazoa; Chordata; Chondrichthyes; Myliobatiformes; Dasyatidae. Gene Ontology annotation, molecular function: clathrin light chain binding. The coding region runs from base 391 to 948 and encodes 185 amino acids. The transcript is spliced from 5 exons. Gene Ontology annotation, cellular component: membrane; endosome.